AUGAACGACCUGCUGUUCGCCGUCAAGGGCCCCAGCCCCAACGGCGCCGGCCCCAGCGGCGGCCCCGGCGGGCAGCGCCCGGGCGGCGGGCCGGGCCUCGGAUAUGAUGUGGAAGCCGGGUACUCGGCGGCGCAGAGCGAGCGCGGCAAGGAGAUGGACGAGUUCUUUGCCAAGGUCGAGGAGAUCAAGGGCGACAUGCAGGAGAUCAAGGGGCGGCAGCGGGAUAUACGCGCGAUGCACGAGCGCAGCAAAACGAUCGUCCGACAGAAGGAGAUGCAGCGGCACAGAGAGGAGAUGCAGGCCGUCAUCAACGAGGUCAACGUGCUGGCUCAUAAGGUCAAGUCAAAGGGCGGUGGCGCAGAGGUUGAGCUCUUCAGCAUGGGCAGGGGGCCCUGCGCAGCGGCAGCCGCUUUGAAAGUCGAGGCCCUGGACCGCCUGAACGAGCAGGCGCUGACAAAGAAGGGGCAGGGCCUGGGCAGCGCGUCCGAGCGCACGCGCACGUCCAUCACCGCGGGGCUCAAGCGCAAGCUGAAGGACCUCAUGGGGGAGUUCAGCGAGCUGCGGGCAAAGGCGAGCGCAUGGGGGGCGCGGGCCAGGUGGCGCCGGCGAGCGGGCGCGGGCGCGACUGGGGCCGCGCGCGCGCCUGAAGCGGGGCUGGGCGCGGCGCUGGCGUGGAUCCAGGAUGAGUACCGGGAGGUGGUGGAGCGGCGGGUGUACACGGUCACGGGGCAGCACAUGCCUGAGGAGGACAUCGAGCGCAUGAUAGAGACUGGCGAGGCUGAGACGAUCUUCCAAAAGGCCAUCCUGGAGCAGGGCCGCGGCCGCGUGCUGGACACGCUGGCGGAGAUCCAGGAGAGGCACAGGGCUGUGAAGGACCUGGAGCAGAGCCUGCUGGAGCUGCACCAGAUAUUCCUGGACAUGGCAGUGCUGGUGGAGGCGCAGGGGGAGAUGCUGGACAACAUCGAGAAGCAGGUGUCGCGCAGCGUGGAGUACGUGCAGUCCGGCACCAGCGCUCUGCAGGACGCGAAGCAGCUGCAGAAGAGCACGCGCAAGUGGAUGUGCUGCGGCAUCAUCACGCUGCUCAUCGUGGCCGUCGUGAUCGUGCUCGUCGUCGUGAAGCCGUGGCAGUUUGCGUCCACCUCGCAGGGCGGCGGGAGCAGCUCGGCGCCAGCGCCGGCGCCGGCGCCCUCAGGAUGA
Molecule: messenger RNA, 1197 nt
Organism: Monoraphidium neglectum
Lineage: Eukaryota; Viridiplantae; Chlorophyta; Chlorophyceae; Sphaeropleales; Selenastraceae
Product: Syntaxin
Exons: 8
Coding region: 1-1197 (398 amino acids)
Biological process (GO): vesicle fusion; exocytosis; intracellular protein transport
Cellular component (GO): endomembrane system; SNARE complex; plasma membrane
Molecular function (GO): SNARE binding; SNAP receptor activity
Source: RefSeq, a predicted model, not a curated record